UUUUUUUUUUUGGGGGGGGGGGAGGUGUCUCCCCUCUUAUGAGCCCCCUUCCCCUCAAUUGGCUCCCUCCUCACCAUUAACGUGGGGUGCCCUUUGUCUCCCUGCCUGGGACGAAAGAGGAGGGGGCCGUGGCUGUGCUGCCUCUGCUGCUUCUCCAAGAGCCAGGAAGCCCUCUUCCCUUGGGGCGUCCCAGUCCUGAUACGGCCACUAUCUCUCCGGCCAUCACUUCCUCACUGCUUCCUGGCUGGGAGGGGAUGAGGAUGGCGUCUGGCUUAGGGGGGUGUUAUUGUUGGGGGGGCAGGAAGCCUCUGUCCAGCAAGGAGCCCUUCCCUCUCUGCCUCCCUCCUAAUCUUGACUUGCAGUCAUACCCAGACCCUCUGGGCUGCCUCUUCUCGGCAGCUCCGCUCUGCUGGGCUGGACCCUUCUCUGUCUCCAAGGCAUCUCCCAGGAGGAACGUGCCCGUCAUCCGGCCGCACUCAUGGCACCUGGCCAAGCUGUCCGAGGGCCGGACUGAGGCGCCCACCAUGCCCUGUCCACCCGACGCCUUCAGCCUCUCCUGGCACUCCGGCUGCGACGCCAGUGACCUCUCUCUGCCUUGGAGCCCACUAUCCCGGCACUGCAGCACCGACCGGAGCAGCUCCCUGGGGAGCAUGGAAAGCCUUGGCCCGGCCGGCCAGAGCUACUUGGAGGGCAGCCUCUCUCCCAUUGACCAGGCCAUGUACCAAGACAAGCGCGACUCAGCCUACAGCUCCUUCUCUGCCAGCUCCAACGCCUCUGACUCCGCCCUGCGCCCUGAGGAGGGACUCUCUACUGAGAGUGCCACGCAGAAGCAGCCACCACCAACGGACCCCCGGUACCUGCAGACAGGUGUUGAAGGGGGGGACCUGGCAGCAGGAAGCAGAGGUGGCCAGCCCCGUCUUGUAACCUGUGCUCAGACCUCUGCCCAAGCCGCCCCCUCCGCCCCGCAGCCCCCCAUCAGGCAGGACAGCCUGAGGGCCUGCAACCCGCUCCCAGAAGGCCCCCCAAACCUCAAGGGGCGCUGGACCUCGGACACUUCCCUCUGUGUCCGUGGCCAAGAGAUCCCAGGCUCCACAGGGCACAGCAAGGACUCUCUGGCCACUGAACAGUACUACUUACUGAGCUCCCACACUGAUCAAGUGAUGGAGAAGGGAGUACCGAAUGCCGAGUCCCUCUUGAAUGAUGGGGACGAGGGGGACCACCCCACAGAAGACCGACAUCUGGAAAGGAAGAAUGAUGGGGCCAGACAGGACCGCUGUCCUGAUGUCUCCUGGCCGGGGCCUCCAGGCCACCGUCAUAGUGCCCCAGAGCAUUUACUGGCUGCCCAGUUGCAGAUGAUGAAUGUGUCCCAUGUCCAGGAGGGGCCCCAAUGGACUGUGUCUCCGCUCCACAUGGAACAAAAGGGUCCCAAGGCUUGGCAAAACCAGAUCCAGAACAGGCAGAGGUCCCCAGAGCAGGCAGAAGAGCCAGCCCCUCGCUUGGGCACAAAGGGAGGCACCAAGAGUCCCCUUGAAAGACCCAGGAGUGCCUCUGUUGAGUUGCCCCCCUCCUUGUCUGUGCAGCACCAGCAACUGCCAGGAAGUGGGGACCCCUCUGUUGCCCCCGUUGGCAUGAAUGCAUUGACCGAAGGUGUCCGAGAUGCAGGAAGGAGCCAUCCAGCUGCCAAGAAGGGGGGCUCAGCCCCACACCGCUCUGCCCAGAUGCGCCGGCGGAGCGACCGCUUUGCUACCAACCUGCGGAAUGAGAUCCAGUGGCGGAAGGCCCAGCUGCAAAAGUCCAAGGGCUCAGCCGCCCUCUUGUUUGGGGAAGAGGCAGUGGAGGAGGCUGAGGAGCCCCCAAAGAGCCCCUCUGGCUUGGAGCCCCCCUCCUGGUCUCCUCCUUCCCCUCCCCCUGCGGCCCCUUCGCCUCUGCCUCCUCCGCCCCCUCCCUCCUUGGCAGAGAGCAGGCCUCACCGCUCAGGACCAAGCAUCAAGCGCUGGAGCUCAGAGCUGAGCGUCUUCGGAGGAGAUGGGGCUUACCGCAGCCCUGGCCCAGAGUCCAGGUUGAGAGCCCCAGGGCCUGAGAGGCCUCCCAAAUCCCCUCUGCCUCCAGUUCCUGGGCGCGGGGGGCGCUGGCGCUGGUCCCCGGAGCACAAACUACAGCCGCACAAUGGUAGUCCGCAGCCGCCUGAGCCAGAGUCUCCAUCCCGGCACUCAGAAGAGUCAGGCCUCUUGCCAUUUGCCGACCGGAGGAGGUUCUUUGAGGAAAGCAGCAAGCCCCUCUCUCCCACCUAUUCCAGGUUUGGGGGAGUGCCUCCCUCCAGGCGGGAGGAGGAACGGAGCAGUGCCUUCCAACCAGUGAGCUGUGACCAUAUUGGGCAGCAGCAGCAGCGGCGACGCCACUCCAUGGACCAUUCCUACCCAUCAGAGCCCACCUACCAGGAGUUCUACCAGCCUCUGCCCCGACGCCGGCCAGACUGGGAGUGCUGGCAGCCGCUGCCUUUUGCAUGCGCCCCCCGGGAGGCCUGCCCCUUCUGCUACGGGGAUCAGCGGUGCCCCCCAAUGCACCACAGGAACCCGCCGGCACCCCCCGGCCACUGCGCUCACCGCUGCCACCCCCUCGCCUGGACUCGUUGCCCAGACUGCUGCUGCCCGACUCCGCACCAGCGCCUGGAAGAAAGAGGGGGUCUCUGGCUCGGGAGGAAGGCUUUUCCCAUGGAAUUUCCUGCAGACGAGUGGGAGCCCCCUGCGAUAAACAGGAAGACCAGCCAGUCAAUGAGUGAGCUACCCCAGCACCAGAUGGGCUUUGCCAGGACCAGCCCCUUCUGGACCUGCUUCGAGGAGCCUGAGCCCGAACAUCCGCCCUCCUUCUGCCGCACUUCCUCCUCUUCCUCUUCCUCCUGGGACCGUGAAGGGCCAGGGCGAGAGGCCAUGGGCCUGGAGGAGCCCCACCGGGGCCCGGUCCGCGGAAGGGCCUACUCGGAGAGCCACCUUGGUGUGGAGCUGCCCAGUGGCAGGGAUGGCCGGGAAGCCCACCUGGCCAAGGUAGAGGAGGCCCCUCUGGAACCGCCUUGCGGGGCCCAAAGGAGGGGCCCACCCCCUCCGCGGCCCCCGCCACCCAACUGGGAGAAGUACCGCACUCGAUGCCAGCUGCAACCCACCAGAGUUGGCACCGAAUCCCCCCUGGAGUUGGCCCGGAAACGGUCGCAGAGCCUUCCCUUGGAACAGCUCAGGGACGAAGGGCCCCGGGGGCAGAGCCCCUCCUCCUCCUGUGCCAGCCCCUCCCAUCAAGCCGCCUCCUCCUCCUCGCCCCCCAGGACCCCCACGGAGCCAGGCAGCCUCCGCUACUACUGCCACCGCUCUCCGUGCCAGAGCCCCGAGUGGCCCACACCGGACCCCAGUGACAGGAGCACAUCCUCCCGGCCAUCUAGCUCCUUGGAGGAAGAAGCCACCCCAGAGUCAGCCUGGGAAAACGGGCAGAGCGGACUCAUUGUCCAUAGAACCAUGGAGCCAGCUUCCCCAGGCAGCCUCCCCAGGAUUCCCUCCCCCAAGGAGCACCAUCCGGCGCAGUCAGGGGCCGCAAUAGGGGCCCUCCCCUGCGGCACAGUCAGGGGUCCGGGGCCUACCACGUCUCGCCUGGAUUCGCAGGAGCUGAUGCGGGACGUAGCCGGGAGGGACCGCUCCUUGGCCGGGGUGCUGGGCCCCUCCUUGGGCAAAAUGACGGCAGCUGAAGUCAUGGAGGACCUAUUCUCCGCUGGAGAUGGCUCCGCCUGGACCAGGAGAGACUGGUCAGCCCAGGACAGGGGCCAAGCCCCCACUGAGAGACAGCUGCCUCAACCUGCCCCCCUGGAUUUUAGGGGGACCCCCAGCAGCCCCUCCUGCUCAGCCUAUUACAAUACAUCUGUGGGAAAAGCCGAGGUGCCCCCCAAAGGUGCUGCCCUCAGUUCAGAGGACGAAGAGGAGGAGCUGGAUUGUGACCUGGCGCAGAAGAAGGUGCAGCUGAUUGAGAGCAUCAGCCGGAAGCUGCUGGUUCUGCAGGAGGCCCAGCGUGGGCUGCAGGAUGAUCUGAGCGCCAACCUGGCUCUGGGCAAAGAGGUGGAGGGCCAGGUCAAGGGGGUGUGCAAGGCCCACGAGUUUGAGAAGUUCCGCCUCUUCAUCGGGGACCUAGACAAAGUGGUCAACCUGCUGCUCUCACUCUCGGGGAGGUUGGCCAGAGUGGAGAACACCCUCAGCAGCUUGGAUCCGGACACGGCCGAAGCAGAGAAGCUGACCCUCCUGGAGAAGAAGCGCCAGCUGUCGGCGCAACUGGAGGAUGCCCGGGAGCUGCAGGAGCACGUGGCGCAACGGGAGCGGCUGGUCUUUGCCUGCGUCUCACGCUGCCUGCCGAGUGAGCAGUUGCAGGACUACCAGCACUUUGUGCGCAUGAAGUCGGCCCUGGCUAUCCAGCAGCGCCAGCUGGAUGACAAGAUCAAGCUGGGCGAGGAGCAGUUGCGCUGCCUGCGGGAGAGCCUCCGCCGGACGGGACCCCGGGACUCCUAGCCGUCUGGGUCCUAGCCACCCAGGAGGAAGGGGCCUUGCACUCCUUGAACCAUGGCUCCUUUGCACUUAUCUUCCUAUCCCUGGGAUUGUGCCUGUUGCCAAAAGGACUGCCGUGCUGACCUUUGCCCCCACCUUGCCAUAGGGGUAUCACCAAAGUGCUCUUUUGCCAAUAAGUAGACGGUGCCCACUUGCUUGUGAUGCAUUUCCCUUCAUGCCAUGCAGAGGAAGCAUUGGAGGGACUCUGUGCUGACUGUCACCACAUGACCCCCUUGAGUGUGCCUUGGGGGAAGCCUUGGGAGAUGAAGCAGUGGCGCCUUUUGCACAUCGACUGCGGCUCCUCUGGGGACCUUCCCAGCCUGGCUGAGGGCUCCUCAAGCCAAUCAGGAAGAAGGACGGCAGCACUGGGAUUCCUGGAGCUUCACUGGAAUUAUGCCAACUACGAUGCAACUGACUACUGGGCAUAGUCUGCUGCCUUUUCUGCCUUUUGGCUGGCAAACCCACCAGCAAAGGACCAACGGCUCUUCUCUGAGCAGUAGCAGAGCAGCCUAACCUCACUCUUUGCCUUCUGUGCCUGCAGUCUUUGGAGCAUCCCUGCUUUUGCCUUAUUUAUUUUCUUGUCCCAGCUUUGCAGUGAUUUUGCAUUCCAGCUUUAAAGUGAGGGGUUGUGCUGGCCAGUGGAGAGGGCUGGAUUGCUCCCCUUUCCUGCAAGUGCCUCCUUUCAGGUGCCCAAGCCUUAAGUGCCAAUGUAUGUGGAGAGAGACCCUGCCUAUCGGACAGGGGUCUCCAGUGUAGACACAACACGUCUCUGCCCCAGACCCCAAUCACCCUUUUUCCCAGGAGGCUCCUUUCAGUGCCUUGAUCCAAAGUCGCUCUUCCCCCAAACUCAGGUCAACAGGAAAGCUUUCUCCUGUCUGAGUUGCACUUAAGGCUGCUUUGGUUGUGAUGCAUUUCCCUUCACACCAUGUAGAGGAAACAUUAGAGGGACUUUGUGCUGACUGUCACGUGCCUUGGAGGAAGCCAUGGCAGAUGGACUAUUGGCCCCUUUUACACAUCAGCUGCAGCUCCUUUGGAGGCUUCCCCAGCACCCAAAAUGCCCGUACCCUCGGGGCAGAAAGGACCCUGCCUUUGUUGACUUGCCUGGGCCUUUUAUAACCACAAUCUGGGUGCUGUGUUCCAUCUUUCCUGGCCUCACAGGUCCCUUACUGGCUCUCAUGUGGCCUGAGGCUUCUUUUGCCAAGGAAGGAGAUGGGUUCAUGGCUCCUCUCUCAUUUUUCCAGCCUGGGACAUUCCUCCCCCAUUCAGGGCCAAAGGAAUGUGCUGGUAUCCUGCCACAGACCCACACAUCCUUUUCCUCUCCAUUGUUGUUUGGAACAAUGUUGGAGAGGCCGGGCUCCUCCUCCCUUUAACCCUUCACUGCAGAUAGAAUGGUUGGCUGAUGGAGCGGAAAUGGAGCUCCCCAAAUGGGAUUCGGUGCUGAGGUCCUGCAGUGAGCCCCUCAUUUCCUCCCUCUGCCCCAAAGGACUGUUUUGUUGCUUACCUUCUCCUGGCCUUUGCUCAUGGCACCAGGAUGGGCUUCUCCUUCCCAAGUACUCAUAUCUGGAGGGGCUUCCCUUUGAAACCUCACUUCUCAUGGAGAUCCAGAUGUAAGCCUGUUGCCCUUUUCCACCCACUCCUCCCUGCUCCUUCCCUCAGGGUCCCUCAACCCAGACAAAAGCAUCCCCAACGAGAGCAGGAAGAGAGGGAGAAACUACAGAGCCUAGUUUGCCAAUGGGCUGCAGGCAAAAGACUCUCCUUUGGCCCAAAGGAGGAAGAGAGUGCAAGCAACCCCCUAAGUAAAACUCCUUUCCCAGUUCAGGCAGGAAAGGCUCUCCACAGCCUCCAUGGAGAGGCUGGGUUUUGGACUCCCUUCCAGUCCAAAUGGGGAAGCAUUCCUGGAAUCCACAUCUGAAAGAGAAGGAACUCCAGUGGGAGCUGCUUGCUAUUGUUUUCCUGCAGCCGCAGCCGCAUUCCAGCUGCCAACGCCCAGCCUUCCUCUGUGGUGCCUUGGCCAUCGCCCCAUCAGCCCCGUUUACUUUCUCAUCCAGUGCAUUCCCCCCAAACAGUCUACAGAUUUGGCUCUGCAUGUGCCUCUGUUUUGUUGUUGUUUGCAGGGCUCUUCCUGGCCUGGCCGCCUUGUAACGUUUGGGUCUGGUAGCUCUGCCACACUUUGCUCUUGGAAACCAAUCCUAUCUCAGGUGCCCAUUGCAGUAUGUACUUCUUGACUUCCGGUAGGCACAGCACUUCCAUCCCUGCUCCAUCUGAGACCUAUAAUUCUUUUGAGGUUGGGCUGCCAUUUCUGCUCCAAUCCCUUUCUUUAUCUCUUCCAAAGAUGAGUAGAUUAGGAGGAAGGAGGCAUGUGGCCAGCAUCUCCUCUUUGUCCCCAAAACCAAAGGCUGCAUAUCUGCUCUGUUUUUAGUGAAAGGAAGGGCUUUCCUCUGACCAUUUGCACAGGCCUUCCCAAAACAUUAGGCACGGAAGCCCUCUUCUUAAUGCAGACCAAAGUCAUGGGGAAGGAGAAGUAUGUUAGGCUUGUAUUAGGGGAACUCUCUCUCUGGCUCCACUUGGGCCUUCUCCCUGAAUGCAAAACUAUUUUCAAGAAGGAAAGUGCCAAAAUUGCAAAAUGCUGAAUGUAACAGAAAGAAAGAAAUGCAGCAAGGAUAAUCUCUCCGCCCUCCCCUUUUGAAUACAUAUUGUGUGGGUGGAUCCUUGCACAUGCUAAUAGGCCUCCUUUUGCUAAAGCUUCCAAUGGGCACAUAUACGGUUGGCAGCAACAUGAAGCUGAACUCCCUUUGCCCCUUCUCUUCCAGCGUACAUUGGAAAGAGGCAUCCUCCAAGCCCACCCCAUCUCCUGCACACCUUUUUGCCUUUGGCCCACCUCCUUUCUAGGCUCUGCCAGGAAGAGGUGGCUCACACCUGCACUCUUUCCAUGCUCAGGGGCCCCUGUGUUUUGGCCCCUCUCUUGCCUUGCCCACUUUGCCAUCCUUGGCUCAGCAGAGCAACCGCCUCCUUGCCCAAGCUGGAGGUAGACCCCAAACUGCCGAUGCCUUUUUGUUGCUAUGUUAUUAGGAGACUGUGCUGCUAGGUUGUAAUUCUGUGCUUCCUACACAUGAAAGAAAAAAGAAAGAAAUCCAUGGUGGUUGCCAUCCAGUGUUUUCCUCGCAGCGAGGUGGCCCUUUUGUGGUGUUUCUGGAGGCGUUGCCUUUUCUCUGGGCCUGCAGUGGGGAGGAAGGGCACACAAUCACAACAGGUGGCAUUAAAAGUGGUGCUCACAA
Messenger RNA from Anolis carolinensis (green anole), 7846 nucleotides. It is a transcript of the gene shroom4, whose product is annotated as shroom family member 4. Gene Ontology annotation, molecular function: actin filament binding. The transcript has 10 exons. The record is from RefSeq and is a predicted model, not a curated record. Bases 255 to 4535 code for a protein of 1426 amino acids. Gene Ontology annotation, cellular component: apical junction complex; adherens junction; cortical actin cytoskeleton. Lineage: Eukaryota; Metazoa; Chordata; Lepidosauria; Squamata; Anolidae. Gene Ontology annotation, biological process: actin filament organization.